AUGGCGGAUCCUAACACAAACGACUUCUGGAAGCUAUCUACAGAAACAUCAAAAACCAGCCACAAACCAAAAUCAUCCUCCAAUUCCAGAAUGUUCUCAUGCCUCUACUGCACUCGUAAGUUCUGCACUUCUCAAGCGUUGGGAGGUCACCAAAAUGCCCACAAGAGAGAAAGAGCGGCCAACAGAAGAACAUUCACCGCCGGCGGUCUCCUCCUCCCACCACAUUUCUCUUAUUGGCUCCAUCCACGUUCUCCUAUCCACUAUGCCUCCAGUGGCGGGUCCACCUCAGCUCCUCUAGGUGUUUUUGGUGUUGGAACAUUAACCCCAGGACCAUUUUCUCCUAACAACGAUUCGACUGACCACGUAAACCUCGAUCUAAUACUCCGUUUGUAA
Fraxinus pennsylvanica is the source of this 393-nucleotide messenger RNA. The record is from the annotation of a GenBank genome assembly. Lineage: Eukaryota; Viridiplantae; Streptophyta; Magnoliopsida; Lamiales; Oleaceae.